This is a messenger RNA of Homo sapiens (human), 3006 nucleotides long. It is a transcript of the gene EVL, whose product is annotated as Enah/Vasp-like. Bases 284 to 1396 code for a protein of 370 amino acids. The transcript is spliced from 10 exons. Lineage: Eukaryota; Metazoa; Chordata; Mammalia; Primates; Hominidae. Gene Ontology annotation, biological process: actin polymerization or depolymerization; actin filament organization; positive regulation of supramolecular fiber organization. The record is from RefSeq and is a predicted model, not a curated record. Gene Ontology annotation, cellular component: stress fiber; cytoplasm; cytoskeleton. Gene Ontology annotation, molecular function: SH3 domain binding; actin binding.
AGUUCCCAGCCUGGAGCCUAAGCAUACACUGCAUUAAUCAGACUUGCUGGAAUGAUCACAUGGUUUUCUAGCUGCCUCCCCUGUUAGCUGCCGCUUGUCAGCAGCUGGCGGAGCUGGAGGCUGCAGGCCCCUGUCUGCAGAAAGCCUUUUACUUCAGAAUAUUGGGGGGUGUGGAAACCCCGCCUCAUUUUUCUGCACUUUGCACCAUCUGACUAACUAAAUGGUUGUCCUCCAUACCAAAAAGACUACCACACAAUCUAAGGAAAUUGUCUCUGACUAGGUCAUGUUUGCAUUUGAAGAAUUCAGUGAACAGAGUAUCUGCCAAGCCCGGGCUUCCGUGAUGGUCUACGAUGACACCAGUAAGAAAUGGGUACCAAUCAAACCUGGCCAGCAGGGAUUCAGCCGGAUCAACAUCUACCACAACACUGCCAGCAACACCUUCAGAGUCGUUGGAGUCAAGUUGCAGGAUCAGCAGGUUGUGAUCAAUUAUUCAAUCGUGAAAGGGCUGAAGUACAAUCAGGCCACGCCAACCUUCCACCAGUGGCGAGAUGCCCGCCAGGUCUACGGCUUAAACUUUGCAAGUAAAGAAGAGGCAACCACGUUCUCCAAUGCAAUGCUGUUUGCCCUGAACAUCAUGAAUUCCCAAGAAGGAGGCCCCUCCAGCCAGCGUCAGGUGCAGAAUGGCCCCUCUCCUGAUGAGAUGGACAUCCAGAGAAGACAAGUGAUGGAGCAGCACCAGCAGCAGCGUCAGGAAUCUCUAGAAAGAAGAACCUCGGCCACAGGGCCCAUCCUCCCACCAGGACAUCCUUCAUCUGCAGCCAGCGCCCCCGUCUCAUGUAGUGGGCCUCCACCGCCCCCCCCACCCCCAGUCCCACCUCCACCCACUGGGGCUACCCCACCUCCCCCACCCCCACUGCCAGCCGGAGGAGCCCAGGGGUCCAGCCACGACGAGAGCUCCAUGUCAGGACUGGCCGCUGCCAUAGCUGGGGCCAAGCUGAGAAGAGUCCAACGGCCAGAAGACGCAUCUGGAGGCUCCAGUCCCAGUGGGACCUCAAAGUCCGAUGCCAACCGGGCAAGCAGCGGGGGUGGCGGAGGAGGCCUCAUGGAGGAAAUGAACAAACUGCUGGCCAAGAGGAGAAAAGCAGCCUCCCAGUCAGACAAGCCAGCCGAGAAGAAGGAAGAUGAAAGCCAAAUGGGCUACCUCGCCUUCCCAGGAGCCCCGGGGAGCACAGACCAGCCAGGGUCUCGGCGGGACUGGGACUCCAGGAGUACACUGCAGAGGGGCACGUCUGCCAGAAGCCCAGAGAGGCCACGGGAUAAUCACAGACAUCAAAAUACUGUGGCCUCGCUCCAGCCACAGCCCUGGGGAUCUGAAGACAUCGCUGGCCUUUCUUAGUCAGGUGCCAGUAUGUUGCAGUCCCAGCCCCUGAAAACUAAAACUCUCGCUCCUGGAGCUCUAAGAAGAAUGGAUUUCAAAGCCCAGGGGCUUCUGGAAGAGGAACAUUCUUGAAACCUUCAACCCCAAGGAUAGCACUCUCCUCCUCAGACCCCCAUCUUUUCUGUCUUGUUUUUCACAGGCCCCUGGCUACAGCUGGUUCUUGUUUGCCAUGGUCCCUUCUCAUACCCAGGACUAGCGUCUAAAGAGAGCAGGGCCUUCAGAAGAUCCACACACCACACAAGUGCAGUGGGAGGGAGAGAGGCUGAUGGCCGGCACUCGUUUUCUUGUUCAUGCUUCCUGGUAUUUCCCCAAUUCUCUGCAGUGAACAUGCACUAAGUUUAUCAUUAACAGAGAAGAAAGAAGGCUUAUUUGAAAGACGAAAAGAGCCCCAAAUGUGGAGUCCGGUGACUUGGGCAGGCCCUCUGCCAUGGCAGAGCUGGCCCUGGGCCAAUGGAGUUACUGCUCCGAGGACCAGUUCCACCACCUGAAAACCUGCACCCAGGCAUGGCCGCCUCACAGACUGUGCGACUGCCAGAGGUGGGGUGCAAGUCUCUGUGCCCAGGGCCUGGGAGUGCUGCGGCCACCUCUUUCCCAGCCUAGAGUCAAAGCAUAACUUCCCUUUUAAGCAGGGAGGGUUUUAAAAAAAUAACAUACAAGAAAAGAUGAUAAUUUUUUAGUGACUCUGAUGUCACCCUGUAUCGCUUUCAUCGUGGCCCCCACAUGUGUGUGUUGAUUGACAUAAUCUGUUAUUCAGCUGUCUUUAAAAUGAGGAGGCCUGAGAACCUCAUCCCAGCACCUGCAGGCUGGCACCUGCUUUUGCCUCUCGACCAGAGCCUCCCGGGACUUACUCGUUCACCACACAGAUACGCAGGGCGUUCCUGAUUCUCGUGUGGGGAUGUAGUGAGCAGAGGAGACAAAGCAAAGACCUCUGCCCACGGUGACAAGGGAGAGGUUCUUUGCUUCAGAUCAGAAUGACACAUCAGGUUGGGUGGCCGCCUGUCAACAGCUCAAAUGCUGUGCAUUCUGCUUCAUCAAGUGGAAGGAUUACUCUUAUUACUUAAUCAGUGGCAUGUUCCUGAUGCUGAAAAACCAUCCUGACGCACAUGCCAUGCAUGAUGAGUGUUAGGUGUCCCCACUGCUGGAUGAACACGUCCACUGUUCGAGCACUGCCACAGACCUAUUACACGGGCAGGUGUGUGUGCUGCACAGGGGGAGCAGGCCAGUCCACGGGGUGCUCAUGAGAAGUCAGUGAGAUGACAUACGGGAGGCAUCCGGCCCAAGGGGGGCUCAGGGCUUGCGGGUGUUGAGGGCCAGAAGGAAGUUCUAUAUCACCCUGCUGAGAGCCUGUAGCUCCCUGUAGCCUUCCCCUUCCCCAGCUUUGUCCACUGGCUCGAUUCUCUCCCCACUGAGAUUUUGCGUUUUCACUUUUAAAUAUUUAAUGUUUUGCUAAUUAUAAAAGUCAUAUGUGUUCAUUGGGAACAUUUGGAAAACUGAGGUUUUAUGAAGUGUCCAAUGAUGUCCUGCCCUGGCCCCAGGUGGCCUUCCUAAACAGACUCCCUUCUUCUCCA